AUGGGAAGAGGAGGAGGUUACGUGACGGUGGCGGCGGACAAGGUGGAGGAGCUACGGAGGAGAAAUGGAGAGGUGGUGGCGGAAGAGGCUGAGGAGAGACUCUGCUCGCAGCUGGCGGAGCUAGAGGUAGAGUCUCUAGAUCAGGCGCGUGAGUAUGAAUCUCGUAUACUCUUCCUCGUCGACCAAAUAUCUCGUCUCUCUUCCUCCUCUCUUGAAGUCAUAGUUUCGAAUUCGUAG
This is a messenger RNA of Brassica oleracea var. oleracea, 237 nucleotides long. RefSeq lists its product as uncharacterized. The record is from RefSeq and is a predicted model, not a curated record. The transcript has 2 exons. Lineage: Eukaryota; Viridiplantae; Streptophyta; Magnoliopsida; Brassicales; Brassicaceae. The coding region runs from base 1 to 237 and encodes 78 amino acids. Gene Ontology annotation, biological process: cellular oxidant detoxification.